ACCUCACUUCUCUACAACACUAGCAAUGGAGAUGGACAGCAUUUACACUGGGCUGCAGAAUCCCUCGGAGGAUCUCUACUCAACAGUAAACCAGCCCCAGGGCAAGAGAUCAGGAGCAGAAAAGGGUGACCCCACUGCUGGUAAAGCUCCUCCAUACAGAUGGGCUGCAUUGGUCCUGGCAGGGCUGUGCGCUCUCUCAGUGGCUGCCAUUAUAUUCCUCUCAGUCUACAUUUCUAACUUCCAGACCCUCGAACUCCAAUCCCAGUAUUCAGAACUGGAAAGGAACUACACGGACACAGUUUUACACAUGCAGACUAAGUAUUCAGAACUGGAAAGGAACUACACCAACAUCUCUGCCACAGUUUUACACAUGCAGACUAAGUAUUCAGAACUGGAAAGGAACUACACCAACAUCUCUGCCACAGUUUCUAACUUCCAGACCAAGAACCUCGAACUCCAAUCCCAGUAUUCAGAACUGGAAAGGAACUACACAGACAUCGCUGCCACAAUUUUUAAAGCCUGUCCACAGAACUGGGAGCUGUUCAAUGGCAAGUGUUACUACUUCUCCACUGAUAGAAUGAACUGGACCUCCAGCCGUGAUAACUGCACAUCACUGGGGGGGCACCUGGUGAUUAUAGAGAGCGAUGGAGAGCAGAGAUCCCUAACGGAUAAGGCUUUGAUCAUCACACAAGAAGCUUACAGGUAUGAAGAGAAAUCCUACUGGAUCGGCCUGACUGACGCUGUUACUGAAGGAACCUGGCUCUGGGUGGACGGCACUCCUCUCAUUGGCAAUGUCAAAGCAAAAUUCUGGGCCACAAGGUCGAUUCUUCUUCUUAAUUAUGGUAAAGAGCCUGAUGACUAUAAGGGAGAGGACCCGUCUGGUGAAGACUGUGCACAGCUACAACCACAGAGGAAUUCCUAUGAGACCUGGUUCGAUUCCUCAUGCAAAAAUCAAUAUAAAAGGAUUUGUGAAACUAAGGCUGUAAUACACUAAUAAGAGGAUAAUCAGGAAAAAAGGAAGCUAAGGUUACUGAAGCACAAAGAGAGACUAGAAAGAAUAGAAGAAACUCAGUUCAGAUAGACAAGCAUGCAGGUCAUCCCCCAACAUUACCAUAUUAACCGUUUGAUUCCACAUUAUGAAAAAGCAGAGAUAACAAUGAGCUGCUGGUGGUUUGUACUGAAUGAAGAAAGACCUAGUCAGUGCAGAAAGCUCCACAUCUUGAAUGAGGACCCUAACAACAAGAUUGGGAAUCAAAGGCUUAAUAGUAAUGAUGGGAGAUUCAACCUGAUUCCGCACAUGGAGGGGCCAGCCCUACCUAACUGAUAGAAGCACACCCCCACAAACAAACAGUCUGAAUCAACACACUGAUGAAGGCACCAGACUUGUAUCUGAGGGUUCUGCUCUGAGCUACAAUGGAGCAACCCACUGAAACAACUACUUCAGCAGAUUAGUAUUAUCAUUUUAUAACCCUGCACUGCACUGAACACAAUUUUUGUUCCUGGGUAGUAAGUGUUAUUUCCUAAUUGCUUAUGCCUCAAAAGUAUAGAAAAUGGCUAUUAUUCCCCACAAACUUUGCUUUUGUGACCAGGACAGUGAUAUUUUGAAAUUUACCUAUUUCCAAUGAGAAAACGGGUGAAUUUGUGUCUCUUCACAUAAAGUCAGAAAAAAACAACAUAUAAAUCCAAAUUAACAUGUAUUUAUACUAAAGUAAUACAGAAAUGACUACAAAAGAUUUAGAAGUGAGUAGUUUUUCGAGAUUUACGAUUAUACUGUAAAUCACUUUCACGAAUCAGCCCCCAAAUGUAGUCUCCCAUCAUGUUCU
Molecule: messenger RNA, 1823 nt
Organism: Acipenser ruthenus (sterlet)
Lineage: Eukaryota; Metazoa; Chordata; Actinopteri; Acipenseriformes; Acipenseridae
Product: C-type lectin domain family 4 member E-like
Exons: 9
Coding region: 26-994 (322 amino acids)
Biological process (GO): immune response; biological process involved in interspecies interaction between organisms
Cellular component (GO): external side of plasma membrane
Molecular function (GO): carbohydrate binding
Source: RefSeq, a predicted model, not a curated record